Messenger RNA from Mercenaria mercenaria, 2593 nucleotides. RefSeq lists its product as uncharacterized. Lineage: Eukaryota; Metazoa; Mollusca; Bivalvia; Venerida; Veneridae. The record is from RefSeq and is a predicted model, not a curated record. The coding region runs from base 964 to 2097 and encodes 377 amino acids. The transcript is spliced from 5 exons.
UAAAUCUAUGAAAGUGUGAAAAAUAUCAUUCUUUAACGAAGAGCCAAGAUACAAGUUACUUUUGAGAUAUUUCUGAUUUUAAUCAUCAGGCUUUUGCGCGAAAACUUCAACAAAUUGCAUUUUGUUUGUUUUAUAGUUAUAUACAAUUGUAUACAUGUACAAGUUUUAUUACCUCCGAACAUAUUUGGCUGUACAUUUUUUCUGCAAUUUAUUCUCACUGUAUUUUUAAAAACAUCCUGCAUAAAUUAUCAUAUUGUAUAAAACAUCAAUAAGUCAAAAUUGGUUAGUUUACGACGCAUGAAACAUGAAAUAAGGAAUCACUGUACACAUCUAACUUGUCCUGGUCCAGUAUGCGGAAAUACAGUGGCCCAUUAUGUUUCAAGAUUGUCUAAAAAAUAUUUGCAUAUAUCGUUAUAAAGCAAAUAUUUCGAUUGUUUAUAUAAUUUAUAAAUAUACAAUUACGUAUGUGUGAGAAAGUUACUGCAGAAAGUGCCGAAAAUUCCAUUUCCACCGAAUUUUCCAUGAGAUGAGCAACGCAUAUAUGGUAAUAGGCAGUCUUGAUUGUUUUGUGCUCUCAGAGAAUCAGAGAAAAUGCUGAAAAUUAAACGGAUGUCCUCUGUUGGAGACAAAAUAUUUUUUGAUUUAGAGGCUGAUGGUUAAAACUAAGAGACUAAAAGUUGGAUUGUAGAAAAAACAGAUUCACAAAGAUGAUACAAAAAUUAUUGCAGUGGAUUCAUAUUACCUCUUGGCUUGAGAGACAGAAAAAGUUAAUUGAAUGGUGGUAAUUAAUACUAUUUCGAAAUAAUUGAAAACUCUAAAAUGAAGACUGCUGUAAAUCACUGUAAAAAUGUGAUCAAAAUGCUGGUGUUAAAUCAGUAUGAUUAGGUGUACAGGAAUUCAAAACAGUGUAGUCACUUAACAUUGAAAGUGUUUAAAAGUUUUUAAUUUAUCUCGGUUAUUAACAUGGGGAAAAAGAAACAGUCACUAAAUGGAACACAGGACAUAGGUUCUGUAGACAAGGCAGAGAUGGAACUGAAGGAAAGAAAGUUACAAAACAAAAAUCUGGAAAACAAAGAAAGUAAGGUUGCCAAAGACUUUAAUGUAGAAGAAGAGUUUCAGAAACUCUAUGAUCAAGCAGUUAAGAUGGGAAUGACUGACGAUGACUUGGCUCGAUUAAGAAUUCUUCACGAUAUCUCAUGGAAAGGCUCCUAUACCAGACUUUUUAUGAAAUGUGUUUUAAUUAUUUUGAUUACCAUUAUUGUAUUUUAUUUUUCUUUCCUAUUUACUUGCCUGCUGGACUGGCCUGUUAGCAGAGAGACAAUUGUUCGAGCCUGGAUGGGUCUGUAUGGUGCUGACAUAGACAGUGAACCCUGCGUUAUUGACAUGCCUGAGUAUAUGGCUGACGUAUUUAGACCACCAGUGGAAUGUUCUUUCUGUGAAAAUAUGACAGAAGUAAAUACAGUUUAUAAUAUCUCCCAAGAAGAGUUUGAGGAAAUUUAUGCAUACAGCGGAGUGCCGGUUAUAGUCGGAGAUGGAACACAAAAUUGGACGGCUCCUGAAUAUUUCAGUUUUGAAUUUUUCAAGGAGAUUUAUAAAGAAGGGAGUCUGGCUCUUGAUAACCAAGAGAAAAAUUGCCAGUUUUUUCCAUAUAAGACAAACUUCAGAAAUCUUGGAGAGGUACUUAGUAUGAGCCCGGAACGUGCCAGGAUGGAGGAUGGCUCAGAACCUUGGUAUAUUGGCUGGAGUAACUGUGAUUUUUCUGCAGCUAAUACAUUAAGGAAGCAUUACAAGAGACCGUACUUCCUACCCAAGCUUUCCGAGUCAAGCAAGACUGACUGGAUGUUCAUGGGAAGCCCUGGGUAUGGUGCACACUUGCAUAUUGAUCAUGUAGGGUACCCCUCCUGGCAGGCACAGAUCACAGGAACAAAGCGAUGGACCCUUGAACCACCUCCAGAAUGCUACUAUAAAUGUGCAGAUAGGAUUCAGGUCACUGUACACCCUGGACAAAUAAUUGUGCUGGACACAGAUAUUUGGUAUCACUCGACCUUGAAUGUUGGUAGUGAAAUCAGCAUUACAAUUGGCUCCGAGUACGAUUGAGUAGGAGUUACCUGACACUGUGAUCCUCACCGGAAUAUCAAAAAUCUUCUGUAUAAAUUCACCGAGUAGUUAUCCAAAGAUUCCCUUCAAUCCUGUGAUGAGCAUGUAUAUCUGUUACUUGGGAAACCUGUUCUAUUUUGUUGUUUAUGUAGAUUGUGGUGGAUUUGACAUUGCUCUUUACUAUUGCCAUUUCAGUACUGGAUUACAAGCUCUGGCUUCACAAGUAAUUUCUUGGAAUUAUUAAGUUGAGAUAUAUUUGUGUAAAAGAAUAAUGGAAAUGAGACUUUUAUUUCCUUAUUUUCAUUUAACUCUUUCAGAUUCAUUGCAAUAGAAACACUUGAUUUUAACUGACAAGUAUGUGUACAGUCUUAAUCAGACGCUUUCAGAAUCAGCUUUAUACAUGCAAGAUGCAUUCUCUUUGUUAAUUUGCAUAUUUUUUUGUAUAUUUAUAAAAAGAAAAUAAAAGUUUGUUUUCACCUCUCUCAUAUAUACAAGA